GCUCAGUUAUGAUAGCUCAGGGCAUUGCAGAGGAAGGAGGAGUGUCUUUCAUUUAGCGAAAAAAAAAAUACUGUAUUCCCCACCCAACCCAACCCUUCCCUCCAACUUUAAACCAAAUGUAUAGUAGAGAGAGCACUGGGGAUUAAUCAUCCAGAGAAGAGACCCGGUCUAACUGCUGACAGUUCAGUCCCCCUCUCUCUGUGUUCCUACAAGCGUGUAGACCACAGACCCUCUGCUCACCUGUGCCCACCUGAGUUCACCUGUAAGAGCCCACCCUGUGGAAGGAGACCAGGCUUCUGUUUCCCCAAAGGUUUAGGAAAUCACACCCCCAUCCGAGUGAUGGAGAACUCAUCAGAGCAGUCCCGCUGGGUGUCCCCAUCGCUGGUCAGCACAGACCCCAUGGCCUCCUACUCCACCGAGCAGGGCCUGCUGCCUCCAGGGGACGAGGCCGAGGCCUACUACUCCACGCCCGAAGCCGACUUCACCAACCUGCCCUCCUACUUCUCCAGCGGGGUCCAGAGUCGGGCCUCCUCCGCAUACAGACACAGCCCAGUGCGGCAGGUGUACUCCUCCACCUCUCUCCUGGGUAACAUCCAGUGGCUGGAUGGGCCAGGGGGGCACUCGCUGAGCUCCCCCUACAACCCUGCCUCCUCCGGCUGGGCGAGCAGCCCCUACACCAAGACCCCCCUGCACCCCCACACCUCCGCCUCCCUCUACACCACCAGCGCCCCCUCCUCCUUCAGCUCUUCCAAGGACGACUUCCCCUCGCCAGGCCACGACGGCAAGGAGAGCCCCAGGCUCCAGGAGGCCCUGAAGGCCGAGCGGCUGAGCCCCAUGGGAGGAGGAGGUGGUGCCGCUGGGGGCAGCUUCCUCAACCUGACCUCCGCGGCUGGGGGGAUGUACACGCCCUCCCCCCACCUCCUGGGGCCUUACAGCUCCUAUAUGAGUUCCCAGCAGGACUACAGCUCCUCAGGCCUCUACUCUUCUCCUGGAGGCUGGAUGAGCCCCUCGGCCUACUCCCCCAAGCUGCGCAACAAGAUGCGACUGUCCCCACCUGAGGCUCGAGAGUGUGUGAACUGUGGAGCAACUACCACCCCUCUCUGGCGGCGGGAUGGUACUGGCCACUACCUCUGCAAUGCAUGUGGACUGUACCACAAAAUGAAUGGCCAGAACAGGCCUCUCAUCCGUCCAAAGAAGAGACUGAUUGUCAGCAAGCGGGCUGGAACUCAGUGUGCUAACUGCCACACCAGCACCACAACCCUGUGGAGACGCAAUGCCAAUGGCGAGCCCGUGUGCAACGCCUGUGGCCUCUACUUCAAACUGCAUAAUGUCAACAGACCCCUCACCAUGAAGAAGGAUGGCAUUCAGACGCGGAACCGCAAAGUGUCUAACAAAAACAAGAAGGGCAAGAAGAGCGUUCCCAUCGAUGCAUAUUCCGAUCUGGUCCACGGGCCGAUGCCCGACGACCUGGGGGGCCACUUCUCUCUUCCCCAGGGGCCCCUCCUGUCCUACGGCCACCCAUCCCACUACCUCCCCUCGUCGACCAGCCUGCACCCCUCAGCAAGCCUGCAGUACACCCACCAUCCAAACUCAGGUAUGGUGCCCACCCUGGUGUGAAGGGGUCGACACAAGGGGAGAAGAGGAUCAGGGCCAUGAGCACAGACACAUGUGAGAGCACACACCACCUGCCACCGCCUGUGUUGGUGAACGGAUGAACACACACUGAGAGAAAUACGGGCUGUCAAAGGCCAUACGCCGAGAUUGUACAGGAUGGUGGACAUCCUUGAGCUUGUUGGAAUGAUGAAUGUAUGUUUGUUCCACCAUUUGUUUUUACAUUUGUUUUUCAAAGCACGUGAAGCUUAAUGUUUGAAGGAGUUUGCCAGUUUUUGAUAUGAUCUCAACUUGUCUUCAUUUUUUAAAAGGAGUACUUCUACAAUGUACAAAUGAAGAAGUCAUUAAUUUAGAAACAGGUACAAAGGCCUUUCCCAACUGUAGACUGUGAAAUGCUGAGAUGAAUAUUGUUUUUGUGAAAGAUUUUAAAUGUUUUUGACUUAGGCCAGCAUUUAAUAUAAAGUAUAUUGAAAGCAUACAGGGAUAAAUCACAAUGAUGUAUUUUUUGUAAAUAUGAAGUGCUGUUCUUUUAAAAAGCUGUGAAUGUUACCUGAAUUAAUAACACAUUGAUAUGCCUGUAGUUGCUAUCUGGAGAUUUAUUCAUACUAAAGGAUUAACAACAUA
Messenger RNA from Clupea harengus (Atlantic herring), 2235 nucleotides. RefSeq names its product GATA binding protein 1a (gene gata1a). Gene Ontology annotation, biological process: cell fate commitment; negative regulation of transcription by RNA polymerase II; positive regulation of transcription by RNA polymerase II. Gene Ontology annotation, molecular function: zinc ion binding; RNA polymerase II cis-regulatory region sequence-specific DNA binding; DNA-binding transcription factor activity, RNA polymerase II-specific. Lineage: Eukaryota; Metazoa; Chordata; Actinopteri; Clupeiformes; Clupeidae. The record is from RefSeq and is a predicted model, not a curated record. Gene Ontology annotation, cellular component: nucleus.